UGCACUGCUUCUUCGGAUCUUGAUCUCUCCAUGGAGGACACCUCCGUUUCUCGUCGAUUUGUGGUGGGCUACGCCCUCGCGCCUAAGAAGAAGCAUAGCUUUGUCCGGCCGUCUCUCGUCGGCCUCGCGAGCGACCGCGGCGUCGAUCUCGUCCCCAUCGACCCCUCUCGUCGCGUCUCCGAGCAGGGCCCCUUCGAUUGCGUGAUCCACAAAUUUUACGGCGACGAAUGGAAGUCACAGCUCGCGGAUUUCUCCGCCAAGAAUCCCGGCAUCCCCAUCGUCGACCGGCCCAUCGACAUCGAACGCCUUCACAAUCGCAUCACCAUGCUCCAGUUCGUGUCCGAGCUCGAAAUCCCUCAGGGGAGGGAGACCUUCGGGAUCCCCAACCAAGUGGUGAUCUAUGAUUCCAGCGCCCUCUCCAACACCACCGACCUCCGGUUCCCUAUCAUCGCCAAGCCGCUGGUCGCCGACGGCAGCGCCAAAUCCCACAAGAUGUCCCUUGUCUACCACCGCGAGGCUCUUCUCAAACUCAAACCUCCCCUGGUGCUGCAGGAGUUCGUCAAUCACGGCGGGGUCAUCUUCAAAGUCUAUGUGGUGGGGAACUACGUGCAGUGCGUGAGAAGGAAAUCCCUCCCCGACGUUUCCCCGGAGAAGCUGGAUCAUCCCGUCGGCUCUGUCACCUUCUCUCAAGUGUCCAACGUGACCACGCAGAGACCCGAAGAGGUCGAAUAUUACGAGCGCCUGGAAGAAGCAGAGGUGCCCCCGCCGCACUUUCUCGAGAAGGUAGCAAUGGGUUUGAGGCAGGCGAUGGGAUUGCGCCUCUUCAAUUUCGACAUGAUUAGGGAUUCCAAAUCGAGUAAUCAUUACCUCAUAGUGGACAUCAAUUACUUUCCCGGUUACGCUAAGAUGCCGUCUUACGAAAAGGUUUUAACCGACUUUCUCUGUGACCUUGUUCGUGACGAGAAGGGGCAAGCGCCUACGAGUUCUUCUGCACCGUCGCCCGCUUCCUCUAACUUGUGCAAGCAUCAUGAGCAUGAAUAG
Messenger RNA from Zingiber officinale, 1041 nucleotides. Its product is annotated as inositol-tetrakisphosphate 1-kinase 1-like. Gene Ontology annotation, cellular component: cytoplasm. Bases 31 to 1041 code for a protein of 336 amino acids. The record is from RefSeq and is a predicted model, not a curated record. Lineage: Eukaryota; Viridiplantae; Streptophyta; Magnoliopsida; Zingiberales; Zingiberaceae. Gene Ontology annotation, biological process: inositol trisphosphate metabolic process. Gene Ontology annotation, molecular function: magnesium ion binding; inositol-3,4,5,6-tetrakisphosphate 1-kinase activity; ATP binding. The transcript has a single exon.